Molecule: messenger RNA, 4029 nt
Organism: Megalopta genalis
Lineage: Eukaryota; Metazoa; Arthropoda; Insecta; Hymenoptera; Halictidae
Source: RefSeq, a predicted model, not a curated record
UCGGGUUAGAUCAUUUUUGCUUGAAUUAUCGGCAACACGUGUGUGUGUGUGUGUGUGUGCUCAUCGAAUGCAGUAACACAAAUAAAUAUUAUUUACAACUACUAUAUCCGUGAUAAUAUGGAUUUAUCUAUCGAUCUUAUAUCAAAAAUCUCUCAUUAUGAUACUAAGGCCGCUUUCUUAGAAUCGUUUGCCGUCGAAAAGUACAUACUCAUUACGUGUAACCCUAACAUUGCAGCAUGACAUAUUUAAGACACCGUUAAAUCAUUCCAGUGAACCAUAUGUGUCUAAUAUACAGUAGCAACAAUGUCUGAGAACAUAUCGACCGAGGGAGCAGGUCAAGAUAUCAUGCUGGAACACAUGAAUUCCCAUGAUUCUGAAUUCGACGAUGAAUUGGGUGUACCCGAUUCUCUGGAAGCCACUAUCAAUGAGAAUCAGACCGCUGAUGUUGAAACUAAGGAAGAUACAGACAAUAAUGAACGCCUUGGUGUAAUACCAUUUUCUGCUAUUCAUCAACUUCCAAAAAAGAUUAAAAGUCUAAAUUAUAAUGUGUUCAUUCCUGGUGAAGAAGUGCAUGUGAACAUUAUAGACAAUGAGCGUAGUGUUACAACACAUCCUUUGAAUCCAAAUCUGUACACCAUAGAAUUUAAGCAUGGUGGUUUCACCUGGACAAUUAAAAAGAGAUACAAAGAUAUUCAGUAUUUACAUAAUCAAUUGAAAAUAUAUCGUGCUAGCUUGAAUAUACCGUUCCCAACGAAAACCCACAAAGAAAGAAGGAACAGUUUGAAGAGCUUAGUACAACUGAAGGAAGCCAAGGGUCGUAAAGGAGCAUUGCCAAGAUUUCCAAAUAAACCUGAAGUUCUGGUACCUUAUGAACAGUUGGAUCAGAGGAAGAAGCUACUCGAAGAGUAUUUGACGAAUUUAUUGAAAAUAAAAAUUUAUAAGCAUCACCCUGAAACUAUCAACUUCUUAGAAAUUUCGCAUUUAUCAUUCAUAGCAGAUUUAGGGGUGAAAGGUAAAGAAGGACCUAUUUCAAAACGAACGGGAUCAGGCGCAAAGAAAGGGUGCAAUGUCUGUGGUCUGUUGGAAGGCAUGUGUUGUAUUAAAUGUUACAAUUUUUGUACAUAUCUAUGUGGGAAAUGGCAUACUCGCCAUCUCGUUGUUAAGGACACUUUCGUCGCCUACAUUAGGCCCAAAACUAGCACCAUACAGUCAGUAAUUUUAAUGGACUAUGGUUUCGGGAUCAGUUACGGUUUAUACAUAACAGGAAGAAGUGGUCUGCAAAUUGCAAAUCUUAGUAGACAUAUAGUGAUCGACUGCUGGACCAGGAGGAAGGCCAGAGAAUGGAUGAAAUUCAUUCAAGAAGUUAGUAACAACGAAGGUCGAGAUUUCACACAAUCGAACCCGCACAAUUCGUUUGCACCUUGCCGACUAUCUACACCUGCUACCUGGUUCGUCGACGGAUCUAGUUACAUGUCUUCCAUAGCAGACGCACUAGAGAAUGCUAAAGAAGAAAUUUUUAUUGCAGACUGGUGGUUAUCACCUGAGAUAUUUAUGAAAAGGCCGGCGAUUAAUAGCGAUUACUGGAGGCUGGACAAAAUCCUGGAAAGAAAAGCUCUCGAGGGAGUGAAAGUAUUUGUAAUGAUUUAUAAAGAAGUAGAAGUUGCUUUAGGAAUAAACAGCUUCUACAGCAAACAACGACUCGUUGAAAAAUGUCCGGAAAACAUAAAAGUAUUGCGACAUCCGGAUCACGCGAGAGUAGGCAUAUUUCUCUGGGCGCAUCACGAAAAAAUCGUGGUUGUUGAUCAGAGCAUUGCAUUUCUUGGUGGCAUCGAUCUAUGCUACGGUCGGUGGGAUAAUAAUCAGCAUAGAUUAGUAGAUUUGGGUUCAAGUCAUCAUUCUAGUAUUUACAUUCCGUCCGGAGGAAAAUGCGUUAACACUAGUAGCAAGAAAAUAUCAAAUUUCAAGAAGCCUCAACAUGUUUUCUUACCGCUAGCUAUUGCCACCAAUACAAUUGUAAUGGUCACUACGAAAACAAUUCCUGUAGCGUCGACAGCCAAUUCCAAAACAGUAAUGUCAUUAGCGAUACCACAGUUGGCUCCAGAAGAUUUACUGUUGAUGCCACAAGAGAAUAUGGACACUGUAAAAUGUAAUACACCAAAUACAGAGCGAAAGAAUUUGUUCGGUAUGGCAAAAGACACCAUGGGCAAAGUCAAACAAAACAUCAAAUUGAAAAGGCAGGAAUUGAUUCAUAUGGUGUACAACCCGAACGAGGAAAGUAGUGACGAAGAGGAUGUCGUCGAUAGUGGUACAUUGCAUACUCUAAUUGAAACUGGCGAACCAAUGAUACCGGACGAGGUAGAUGCAUUUUCAGAGUAUUCAGGUACUGCUAAACUCUGGCUCGGGAAGGAUUACACAAAUUUUAUCGUUAAAGAUUUUAAUGAUCUCGAGAAACCCUAUCGGGAUUUAGUAGAUAGGAGUAGGACUCCCAGAAUGCCAUGGCAUGAUGUUGGUGUGAUGGUGCAAGGUGCAUCGGCUAGAGACGUCGCUAGGCAUUUCAUUCAACGUUGGAACGCGAUUAAGAUGGAAAAAGCAAAAUUAAAUCCGUCAUAUCCAUUCCUACUGCCCAAAUCAUACAACGAUUGCAGAAGCUAUGCAUCGUUCAUUGAUCUAUCAGAUGUGCAUAAUACUCAAUGCCAAGUUCUGAGAUCAGUUAGUUCUUGGUCUGCCGGCUUUCUUGAUUCAGAAACGUUAGAACAAAGCAUACAAGAGGCUUACAUAGACGCCAUCAGCAAAGCCGAAAGGUACAUAUAUAUAGAAAAUCAAUUUUUCAUUACACUGGCUUCUAUGGAAAAAACUGCUGUAAAAAAUCGUAUAGGAGAAACAUUGUUCAAACGAAUUAAAAGAGCUCACCGGGAAGGUGCAGUAUUUAGAGUGUUUGUGAUCAUGCCACUAUUGCCGGGUUUCGAAGGUGAAGUCGGAGGACCAAGUGGUAAAGCCCUACGUGCUAUUACUCAUUGGAAUUAUGCUUCUAUAUCCAGGGGUAAAGAUGCCAUCUUGAAUCGGCUAUUUGAAGACGGAAUAGAAGAUCCGAGUGAAUAUAUUACUUUCCAUGGUUUAAGGACGCACGCAAUGUUGAAUGGUACAUUAAUGACAGAACUGAUUUACGUUCAUAGCAAAUUAUUAAUUGUGGACGAUAACACGGUAAUUUGUGGUUCAGCCAAUAUUAAUGACAGGAGCAUGAUAGCAAGUAGAGACAGCGAAAUUGCAGUAAUAAUCCGAGAUCAGGAAUUUGAGGAUGGAAGAAUGAACGAUAUACCUUUUCUUUGUGGUAAAUUUGCUGGAUCAUUAAGGAAACAAUUAAUGUCUGAACAUCUUGGAUUGCUAGAGACAAACGACGAGAUAGAUCUGACUGAUAUAGUUCAAAAGUCAUUCUACAGAGAUAUCUGGUGUGCUAGAAGUAAUCAAAACACGGAAAUCUACGAAGAAGUGUUCCAUUGCAUUCCCACAGACAAAGUUGUUAAUUUUUCUAUGUUGAAGCAGUAUCAAAAUGAAGAACCACUUUGUUCAUCCGAUCCACAAUUGGCUCAAGAAAUGGUUGGAAAAAUAAAGGGUCAUCUGGUAAAUAUGCCACUGAACUUUUUGUGUAAUGAAGAUUUGAAACCCGCUGCUGGUACGGUAGAAGGUAUUAUGCCAACAGCGUUAUGGACAUAAAUAAAUAGGAAUCAAACUUUAUACAGUUGCAAGUACAAGAAACUAAAAAGUAUUUAAUAAUUUAUUGAUAGAAAAGAAAUUUUACUUCAACAUUCCAAAUAUUAACGAUGAAUCUAACGGAAGUUAUAAUAGUAGUAAUAGUGGUUUCAAACUAACUUUAUUCUUUCCACUGUCCAGGAUAUUUUUAAACGGCAUCUACUAGAGUACUUAAUUAUGAUUGAAUGAGAAGUUGACUUUUAUACCGAAAAUGUUAUUUUUUAAUAUUAUUUAUUUGUAACUAUCGCCGCAGCUAGUAAAAAAAUGUACAAUUUUUAACAA